AUAUUGCUUUUUGUCAAAGUUCAGUUGACGAUUUGCUCUCGUAUUUUGUGAUUUUACAACAAUUAAUUUAGCCAACUAGUUUAUAAUAAACAAAGCAUUAAGUCCUAUUUAAUCAUUCCAUUAUAAUUUACCCCUAAGUGUUUUACUAUGAUAUCAUGUUUUGCGCCUUAUCAGUAAGCAAACAAAGCCUACCAUAUGAAAUAUUGUGAACUAUUAUCUGCACACCACUGUGUUUCGGAGUUUCUUGUGAUCCAGACGUUCUCUCGAGAGUCCCACCAUGAAGUUCGCGGAGCACCUGAGUGCGCACAUCACGCCGGAAUGGCGGAAACAAUACAUCAACUAUGAGGAAAUGAAAGCAAUGCUGUACACAACUGUGGAAGAAGCUCCAUCAGCCGAGAAUGUGGAGCCCGAGAUACUCUCUCGACACUUUGCCAACUUUGAUGAGACUUUCUUCCACUACUGUGAUCAGGAGCUCAAGAAAAUCAACACAUUUUAUUCAGAAAAGCUGGCCGAAGCGACCCGCAAGUUUGCAACACUUCAGAGCGAGCUGAAGUCUCACUUCGACACCAUCAAGCCCAAGAGUGGGGGCGACAAGAAAGCACCCCUGCCGCGGCGGAAAGUGCAGGAACUAAAACUGGCCUUCAGUGAAUUCUAUUUAAGCUUAAUCCUACUACAAAACUACCAGAAUCUUAACUACACAGGUUUUAGAAAGAUUUUGAAAAAGCAUGAUAAGCUCCUAAACCUAAGCAACGGCGCGCAAUGGCGAGCAGAGCACGUGGAGACAUCGCAUUUCUACACCAACAAAGACAUAGACAGACUGAUCAGCGACACAGAAGCGACAGUCACCAACGACCUAGAAGGGGGGGACCGACAGAAGGCCAUGAAGAAGCUGAGAGUCCCCCCGCUAGGGGAGCAGCAGAGCCCGUGGACCACGUUCAAAGUGGGGCUGUUCUCGGGGUCGUUUAUUGUACUGUUCAUCACUGUGGUACUGUCUGCGCUCUUCCACGAAGGAGGCACAGAAAACUUCAAAACAGCUUUCCGGUUGUACAGAGGCCCUUUCUUGCUCGUAGAAUUCAUAUUCCUCAUCGGAAUCAACGUAUACGGCUGGAGGUCAUCGGGGGUCAACCACGUGCUAAUAUUCGAAUUAGACCCCCGGAACCACCUAUCAGAGCAAGACUUGAUGGAAUUGGCGGCCAUUUUGGGCGUGGUCUGGGCGCUCAGUAUUCUGAGCUUCAUAUUCAGUGCCAGCCUCAGUAUACCGCCGUUUGUGAACCCGCUGGCGCUGGUUGUGAUAAUGUUGGUGUUCCUGAUGAAUCCACUGAAGGUGUUCCGGCAUGAAGCGAGGUUUUGGUUUUUGAGGAUAUGUGGUCGUAUCCUGGCAGCUCCCUUCGUGCCCGUACUAUUCGCGGACUUCUGGCUGGCGGACCAGUGGAACUCGUUCGCGGCGGCCUUCCUCGACUUCCACUACCUGGUCGCCUUCUACGCCAGCGGCUCCGACUGGUUUAAUGUUGAUAGCAAAUUCGAGUCCACAAAACUCUUCAUAAUAACCCGCGGGUUAGUCAACAUAAUCCCGGCCUGGACGCGGUUCUGGCAGUGUCUGCGGCGUUAUCGCGACAGCCGCGAGAUGCACCCGCAUCUGGUGAACGCUGGGAAGUAUAGCACCACGUUCUUUGUGGUGCUGUUUGCGACCCUGAAGACUAUUUAUAGUGGUUCCUACACCGACCCGUUCACCAACCCAUUCCUGUACCUGUGGUUCUGCUGCCAGCUGGUCUCCUCGCUGUACACCUACACGUGGGACGUGAAGAUGGACUGGGGGCUGUUCAGUUGCGGGCCCAACGCCGAGAACAAGUUCCUUAGGGAGGAGAUUGUUUAUAGUCAAGGGUUCUACUACUUCGCGAUAGUGGAAGACUUCGUGCUGCGCUUCAUCUGGACGAUCUCGUUCGUGCUCACGGAGAACAACCUGGUGAGCGGAGAGACCAUGACGUCGAUACUAGCGCCGCUCGAGGUUUUCAGACGUUUCAUCUGGAACUUCUUCCGUCUGGAAAACGAACACCUCAACAACGUGGGCAAGUUCCGCGCGGUGCGGGACAUCAGCGUGGCGCCGCUGGACUCGUCCGACCAGGCCGACAUCCUGCGCAUGAUGGACCACCCCGACGGCGUCCUCAACAGGCUUACGAAAAAGAAGCCAAAAAAGUCGAAGGAAAACGACAGAAAACCGUUAUUAAAAAAGGAAUCGAUACACGAUUUACAACUAGAGCUAGACAUGUCCUCCAAGAAUUUGUAACUAACUGUGAUACGUAUAGUACUGUACUUAGAAUCGUUGCUAAGAAAUGUUAUAUUAGUAUUAUUAUUGAAAAUAUAUUUAUAAAAUCAGCCAAUUGUA
This is a messenger RNA of Plutella xylostella (diamondback moth), 2383 nucleotides long. Its product is annotated as solute carrier family 53 member 1. NCBI's taxonomy places the organism in Eukaryota, Metazoa, Arthropoda, Insecta, Lepidoptera, Plutellidae. Gene Ontology annotation, biological process: phosphate ion transport; cellular response to phosphate starvation. Gene Ontology annotation, cellular component: plasma membrane; cytoplasm; Golgi apparatus. The record is from RefSeq and is a predicted model, not a curated record. Gene Ontology annotation, molecular function: inositol hexakisphosphate binding; phosphate transmembrane transporter activity.